AUGCCGCGAAUCCGGGUCGACAAAUACGGAACAUGGCUCCGCCUAUUCAAAGGGCGACCCACGCGGACAGCCGCGCCCGCCUCUGCUUCAGCCCGCACCAAUUACGGGCACAGCCGCGGGUCGCGCUCGCGCCGUGGACACGACGCAGACGAGUUCGAAGAGCAGAGCAUCCUGCGUAAAUUCCUCGAGAACGGGGCGACGACGAUCGCCGCACUCCUGAUGCUCGGGGGCGCCGGGUACGGCUACCACGUGUUCUACAAGCAGCUGGUACUGCGGAAGAUCGAUAAUGCGUUUUCGCCGGGGUUUUCGUCCCUAGAGCUUGCGGCGCUGGCGCAGCAUGGGUAUACCCUUGAGGAUGGGAUUGAUGAGGAGUUUCUGAAGUUCCGGAUUGCGAGGCCCGAGCAGGCGCUUAUUGAUGGGGUUGUUAGUGGGAGGGUUCAAGGGAAUUAUUACCUGCUGUUCGGGGAGAAGGGGACGGGGAAGAAUUCGAUGUUGUUGGAGAGUAUGUCCAAGAUUCAUGGGCAGGGGAUUGGGAUGUUGGAGGCGCAUGGCGAUAUUGAGGUCUUUCGACUGCGGUUGGGGAAGGCGAUUGAUUAUGAGUACCAUGAGGAUUAUAUUGGGGGGAUGUUUAGUAUCCGCGGCCCAAGGGAUUCGACUGCGCUGCUUGAUAUCGAGCGGGCGUUGAAUAAGCUGGAGAAGGUUGCGCUGAACAGGAAAAAGACGAGUGAUCGACCCCUGGUGCUGAUUAUCAGUAACUUGCAUUAUCUGCCGGAUAAUACGGAAGGGCAGCAGCUGGUUGACCUUCUUCAGCAACGCGCUGAGAUGUGGGCGGCCAGUGGGCUAGUUACGCUGGUGUUUACAAGUGAUCAGUACCGCACGACGGAGAUGCUACGACUGCACGCAACGAGGUUGCAGGUGUUGAAUAUCCAGGAUAUACCCAAGGACAUGGCGGUUGCCUCAUUGCGCUCCUUUCGCCAGAGCACUUUUCGCGAGAACGUUCCCCCCAGUAUCCUGGAUCAGGUGUACAGCCUUGUGGGUGGCCGUUUGAUCCACCUGGACCAAGUCGCCAGGUCAAAAGACAUGCUGAAAACGUGCCGUUCAAUCUGCGAGAAGGAGAAGCGGUGGCUGCUCUGUAAAUGCUGGAUUCUUGGAGCUGAGAUGGACGAUAAGGCCGAAGACCAGCAGGAUUUAUCGUCCGGCGCAAUGCUCCUAGGAAAGACUUUGGUGGAACUAGAGAAAGAUCCCGAUCGAACGCACUACGUCUCUGGUCUGCCGGGAAUUCCACUCCACAAGGCGCAAGAACUCAUGACGCGAGCGGAUCUCAUCAAAGGACUGGACGAGAUGAAUAUUAUUGCCAUUGACGCCGAUGCCAUCGUACGCGCAGACUCUGUCCCCAUGCAGAACGCCUUCCGAACUGUCUGCGAGGAUCCCGAGUUCGAGGAGCACUUGAAGGCCACCCUGGAUCGGCUGGAUGAACUGGAAGGGCUUGGUAGGACGACCGAGCUGCGCUUGAAGGACUUUAUGGAAGGUGAGUAUGAGGUUCGGGUUCGUGGUGAUGGCAAGGACACGUAUCUCUCUGUUGAGAAGCCGAAAAGCUAG
Molecule: messenger RNA, 1599 nt
Organism: Aspergillus puulaauensis
Lineage: Eukaryota; Fungi; Ascomycota; Eurotiomycetes; Eurotiales; Aspergillaceae
Product: ATP-binding protein
Exons: 3
Coding region: 1-1599 (532 amino acids)
Source: RefSeq, a predicted model, not a curated record